AUGACUUCUGCUACCAAUGGCUUUUCUAGUGGAACUGUUCCAGCACCAGAGGAGGAGGAAUUCCUGGCCUGGCAGCACGGUCUGGAAGUGAAUGAUAAAGCUCCCACCCAGGCUCAGCCAACUGUGUUUCGAUGGACGGGGGGUGGAAAGGAAGUUUACUUAUCUGGGUCCUUCAACGACUGGAGUAAACUUCCCCUCGCGAAAAGCCACAAUAGCUUUGUAGCCAUCCUGGAUCUGCCGGAAGGUGAGCAUCAGUACAAGUUCUUUGUGGAUGGUCAGUGGACCCACAACCCUUCCGAGCCCAUAGUAACCAGCCAGCUUGGCACAGUUAACAAUAUCAUUCAAGUGAAGAAAACUGACUUUGAAGUAUUCCAUGCUUUAAUGGUGGAUUCCCAAAAGUGCUCUUCUAGUGGUUUUAAAUCUUCAUUCAUUUGGUCAGCAGGUAUUUAUUAA
Sapajus apella (tufted capuchin) is the source of this 453-nucleotide messenger RNA. RefSeq names its product 5'-AMP-activated protein kinase subunit beta-1-like. The coding region runs from base 1 to 453 and encodes 150 amino acids. The transcript is spliced from 2 exons. The record is from RefSeq and is a predicted model, not a curated record. Gene Ontology annotation, biological process: signal transduction. Gene Ontology annotation, molecular function: protein kinase binding. Lineage: Eukaryota; Metazoa; Chordata; Mammalia; Primates; Cebidae. Gene Ontology annotation, cellular component: nucleus; cytoplasm; nucleotide-activated protein kinase complex.